UUCCCAGCCUUCUCUCUUUCUCCCUCUCCCUCCCUGUGCAUUUGUUUUAACCAAUUCAUUCGUUCGAGUUAUGUAACGAAGAUGGCGGCGGGAUAGUAGGAGCGGCGACGGCUGCGAGGUGGAGGUGGAGGAGAAACAGCGGGAAGGCGGCGGAGAUCGCUGGCGAGGGAGAGAGAGAGAGAGAGAGAGAGCGCGCGCCGCGGCGGCGGUUGGGGGCUCGAGCAAACGAGCCGUUGGUGGACGAACGCACAGCGCGAGCGAGCGAGCGAGGGAGAGGAGAGGGAGACGGCGGGAGCGAGCGAGCGUGUGCGCGUGCUCUCCUGUGUGUGAGUGUGAGAGGGAGAGAGUGAGUGAGUGAGUGGGGGGCCGAGGCCGAGCCGAACUGAGGCAGUCGGGCGGCGGCCGGGCUGGGCUGCGGGGCCCCGGCUGAAGGCGAACGACGGAGGAGGAGGAGGAGGAGGGGAAGAAGGCACGAACGGAGACCGGCUCACACCGUUCUGGAAAGAGGAGGCACGGACGGCGACUGCGUCGGGAAGAGGAGAAAUAAACAAAUAAACGCAGUAGGCUUGCACCCCUCCCCACCUUUCCGAGGGAGCGAGAGACGAACCGGGAGAGAGAGAGAGAGACGGCGGAUGCGGGAUCGCUGGAAUUCACCCUCCCUGGCUAUGAAUGCAUCAUUAUGUUGCAGGACUGUGUUGCAAUAACCCAUUGAAGGAAUCGUAUGAUAUUGUCCAAACCAUAACAGCAAAGUUUAAGUGAUUUUAUGUCCUGGUCCAAAAUUGUGUUAACCAUCGUGAAAUUGCCAUUUUAACACUGUCAACAAUAUCUUUUAUGGAUCCUAUAAAGUAAUCCUGAAAGCAUUACCAUGGAUAUCUGGUUUCUGCUUUUGCUGCUAUUUUGCAGUUGGCCUACUUGCCUUCAAGCACACAACGCAACAGUUUCUCCUUCUGCCACCACCAUCACCACCUCAAGCUUAAUAAAUUCAACUUUGCAAGUAGAAAAUUCAACAGCUCCCAACCCAGGAUCAGCAUCUAUGACUGGAGAUGAUUCACAAAUGUUUAAUACAUCUGAUGCCACCAGAGAAAAUUCUACUAUAGCUACAACUGAAGUAACAAAUAAACCAUUGCAGGAAGUGACUGCAAACAUUACAAAUUCUAAUGCUACAGCCAAUCCAUCCAUAACAACAAAUGGAAAGUCAAAUGAAUCGUCAGCUGAAACAACUGCAGUCCCCACAUCAGGUGGAACAUCAGCUGGUCCAGGGGAAUCUGAUCAAGGGGGCGGAAAAGAUGAAAUGCCCAUUAUAGCUGUAAUGGUGGCCCUCUCAUCAUUGUUGGUCAUCGUAUUUAUUAUUAUAGUCCUUUAUAUGCUGAGGUUUAAAAAAUAUAAGCAGGCUGGAAGUCAUUCAAAUUCCUUCAGGCUGUCCAAUGGGAGAACAGAUGAUACAGAGCUUCAGAGUAUGCCGUUGCUUGCAAGAUCUCCAAGCACCAACCGAAAGUAUCCACCUUUAUCGAUUGAGAAAUUGGAAGAAGAAGCUAAUCGACGGAUGGCAGAUGACAACAAGCUUUUCAGAGAAGAAUUUAAUGCACUCCCGGCAUGUCCAAUUCAGGCCACUUGUGAAGCUGCAUCAAAGGAAGAAAAUAAAGAGAAAAAUCGAUAUGUUAACAUCCUUCCAUAUGAUCAUUCAAGACUUCACCUAUUAGCUGUAGAGGGGGUUCCAGAUUCUGAUUUCAUCAAUGCUUCAUUCAUAAAUGGGUAUCAAGAAAAGAACAAGUUUAUAGCAGCACAAGGGCCUAAAGAAGAAACUGUGAAUGACUUCUGGAGGAUGAUAUGGGAGCAAAACACGGCAACAAUUGUCAUGGUCACAAACUUAAAAGAGAGGAAAGAGUGCAAAUGUGCCCAGUACUGGCCAGACCAAGGUUGUUGGACUUAUGGGAACAUUCGAGUUUCUGUGGAAGACAUGAUGGUGUUGGUGGAUUACACCAUUCGCAAGUUCUGUAUUCAGCAAGUAGGAGAUUUAAUGAAUAAGAAACCCCAGAGGCUGGUUACUCAGUUCCAUUUUACAAGUUGGCCUGAUUUUGGAGUUCCAUUUACUCCAAUUGGCAUGUUGAAAUUUCUAAAGAAAGUCAAAACCUGUAAUCCAUCCUUUGCAGGUGCAAUUGUUGUGCAUUGCAGUGCUGGUGUUGGUCGCACAGGCACUUUCAUUGUUAUUGAUGCCAUGCUGGAUAUGAUGCAUGCAGAAAGGAAGGUGGACGUUUUUGGAUUUGUGUCACGGAUUCGAGCUCAAAGGUGUCAAAUGGUUCAGACGGAUAUGCAGUACGUAUUUAUAUAUCAAGCACUAUUGGAGCAUUAUUUAUAUGGGGACACAGAACUGGAAGUGACUUCACUCGAAAGCCACUUGCAAAAGCUUUACAACAAAGUAUCUGGAUCAGGCUGCAAUGGUCUGGAGGAAGAAUUCAAGAAGUUGACGUCAAUCAAAAUUCAGAAUGAUAAGAUGAGGACGGGAAAUUUGCCAGCCAACAUGAAGAAAAACAGAGUUCUUCAGAUCAUCCCAUAUGAGUUUAAUCGAGUUAUCAUUCCUGUGAAGAGAGGCGAAGAGAACACAGAUUAUGUAAAUGCAUCAUUUAUUGAUGGAUAUCGACAGAAAGAUUCAUACAUAGCCAGCCAGGGACCUCUUCAGCAUACAUUAGAAGAUUUCUGGAGAAUGAUUUGGGAAUGGAAGUCUUGUUCCAUUGUAAUGUUAACAGAAUUGGAAGAAAGAGGCCAGGAAAAAUGUGCACAGUAUUGGCCAUCAGAAGGAUCAGUCUCCUAUGGUGAUACUUCUAUUGAAAUAAAGAAGGAAGAGGAAAGUGAAAGUUACACAGUGCGUGAACUACUGGUAACUAACACACGGGAAAACAAAAUUCGCCAGAUCAGGCAGUUUCACUUCCAUGGUUGGCCUGAGGUGGGUAUUCCUGCUGAUGGUAAAGGAAUGAUCAACCUGAUCGCAGCAGUGCAAAAGCAACAGCAACAGUCAGGAAAUCAUCCAAUCACCGUGCAUUGCAGUGCUGGAGCUGGAAGAACAGGAACUUUCUGCGCCUUGAGUACUGUUUUGGAAAGAGUGAAGGCUGAAGGUAUCCUGGAUGUAUUUCAGACAGUAAAGAGUCUACGGUUACAGAGACCACACAUGGUGCAGACACUGGAACAGUAUGAAUUCUGCUACAAGGUUGUGCAAGAGUACAUUGAUGCAUUUUCAGAUUAUGCCAACUUCAAGUGAAAAAUGGCCUUCGUAAUUUUUGUAAUAUUCUAUUUGUUAAUAUACCAAAACCAGUGUACAUAUCUUAUUGGUUUUAGAGGUUGGUACAAUAAGGCUUUCAUAUUAGCUUGAGAUUUUUUUAAUGUAGCAAACAGCAUAUUAGUCUCAUUUAAGCAAUUUUAUUGAGUAACGUGGCCUGAUGUUUGGAUUAAUGUUGAUUAAAUUUAUUUAGUAGCUGCUUCAAAGGGUAUUCAUUGAAUUCAAAGGUGGUGGACUGGAUUUUUUUUAAAGUCGCCAUUACAAAAUCGGUGGUGUUGAUCAGUUGCUGCCCUUGAAUCCAAUUUGCUGUUGCCAGUGCUUUCUGUUAUCUCAGCUAUAAGUAAUCAAGUUUGGAAUAGCCUUCUGUCAUUAACUGAUCAGUGCCAUUUAGAUGUAAUGCCAUUCACUUGGAACAUUCUCCUUCUCAGGCAUUUAACAACUUAGUAAUUGUACACUUUAUAACUGUACACUUUAUAUUUUCAAUCUCAUACCAUUUUAUUUAUCUGAUUUGAGGUAGAAACAGUACUUUAUUGAGUUGUGUAGAUAGCCAAAGCGUGUUCACAAACGCUUAAUGCGCUACUAUAUAGUAAAAAUGCUGACCUGUAAAGGGAAUACAAUAAGAAAAUACUGCUUUUAAAAAAAGCUUUUUUUUGGUGUGGAGCCUACACUGGCUGAACUGAAAAGUACUGGAUAUCCUACCUGUAUUAUUUUUCCACAUAUCCCAAAAUCUGUGUAAUGUCCAGGUUUAGUUAUAAGUAACCAUGGUCUUGUACAAUGAACACAUCUCUCAACUGUUUUUGCAUUAAAAAUACAUGGGACUUGUUAUAAAGUUCUGUACGAAUUUUUAAAAAAUGUAUGGGCUUUGAGAAAUAAAUUUGGAAAUAAAUUCUUGAUAGGACAAUAUAAAAGAAUAUUCUUUAGCCAAAGCCACUGUGUACUGUACAUAUGAGCUGUAACUUGAAGCGUAUUGGAUUAUUUGUUAUAUAUGUUUUUUAAAUCUACUUGUUUGAGCUUCUGUCUUAAGAAGUGAAAAGUAACUGAAAUACUCUGUUGGAUGUUUCAAACAUGUGAAAGAUUUGUCUGGGAUUUACCAUCAUCCUUGAGUCACUGCUGCCCCAUUUCCUAGUUUUAUUUUCCCAGUUAACAUUCACCUUUGUGCAUAAAGGUGAUCUGAAUUCUAGUAAGUUGCACAAGAGGGCGGUGGGAUAGAGAGGAAGAAGAGUUCAGUGAUUCACAUUAUCAUUUGUGUCUAAUCUGGACCAAAAAUAAUCAGAUUAUGGUUUUAAAAAAAUCUCGAUUUAGUUUUAAAAUUAAUAAUUGUUUUAAAAAGAAUAGUUGAUAAAUGUCUUUAGUUAGUUAUUCGCUCCUAACAAUUAUAUUUUUUCUUAAACUGUACAAAUAACUGCAAUUUCUUAACCUGUAUUUAUUUUUUUAUGAUGAGGAGAAAAUUUGGUGGAAUUUUUUUUUAAUUUUAUCUUUUAGUAGUUUAGGAGCACUUGUUAGAUAAUCCAAGAUUGGGUCAUUGAUUGGAUAAAAUAACUUGCAAUAUGACCUGUAUACCAUACAGUGCACAGUCCCAUUAAGUUAUUGAGAUUUUGGUCAUAUCACAUUUGGGAAACAUGACACGGCUGUUUAUCAAGUUCACUAAUAGUGCAUUCAGUAGAUAGACUAUGACAAUUUAUUAUAUGUUAAAUGGAUUUAAUGUCAGCUGCCUAUUGUCAGUAAUUCUGAUAUCACUGAUUGCACUACUGGAAAUAGGUAUUGUCUGAAUCCCUGACUCUUGAAACUUCGGUAUUUUGGGACAAUGACAAAGCUAAAACUAUAAUCAGAAUAAAUGUGCUCAUUACCAAAAAAGUUCAUUUGUUUCUCUUUGUUAUGAAUAAAUUAAUAGACACAU
Leucoraja erinaceus (little skate) is the source of this 5168-nucleotide messenger RNA. RefSeq names its product receptor-type tyrosine-protein phosphatase alpha-like. Gene Ontology annotation, biological process: protein dephosphorylation. Gene Ontology annotation, molecular function: protein tyrosine phosphatase activity. Lineage: Eukaryota; Metazoa; Chordata; Chondrichthyes; Rajiformes; Rajidae. Bases 866 to 3253 code for a protein of 795 amino acids. The record is from RefSeq and is a predicted model, not a curated record. The transcript has 25 exons.